Alligator mississippiensis (American alligator) is the source of this 5655-nucleotide messenger RNA. It is a transcript of the gene MARCHF1, whose product is annotated as membrane associated ring-CH-type finger 1. The transcript is spliced from 8 exons. The record is from RefSeq and is a predicted model, not a curated record. NCBI's taxonomy places the organism in Eukaryota, Metazoa, Chordata, Crocodylia, Alligatoridae. Gene Ontology annotation, cellular component: cytoplasm; late endosome membrane; lysosome. Bases 411 to 2033 code for a protein of 540 amino acids. Gene Ontology annotation, molecular function: zinc ion binding; MHC protein binding; ubiquitin protein ligase activity. Gene Ontology annotation, biological process: immune response; protein polyubiquitination; antigen processing and presentation of peptide antigen via MHC class II.
CCUUUGACCUAAGCAGAUUAUUGUAGAUGCAUGAAGGACACAGCAAGCAAUCCAUGCUUUUAAAGGAGGAGAUUUUGGCUCCAAAAUAGGACACUAAGCCUUUCAGCCUUAUGCUUAUUUACCUAGUCAGCACGAUGCAGUGUCUCUGGGUGCUUAGUGGCCUCUUGUGGAAUCAGCCGGGGAAACAAAAGCAGAAGUGGCAGCCGCUGCAAAUGUGGGAGCCUGUGCUAUUAAAGGGAAGCAGUUGCUAAUGAGGGCCUGUGAGACCCAGGUUUCCUUGGUUUCCAUGACAUUUAUUAGAACUGAGCUUGGCAAAGCAAGGAUAUGAACAAUUAUACAGGUGGGCUACUCAGGGGGAGUGAAGAUAUAAGGCAUCCAAUCAGGUAUUGGCAACCUGCAGCACUGUAAAAAUGCCCCUCCAACAGAUUUCUGUAGUCCCAGCGCGGGAGACUGCCAGCAAUGGGAGAAGUUCAAUGGGCAGAAACAAAGAGAAGAGCAAGGAAGUCGAGAAUGACAAAUCCCCAGGGCGCUCUGCAAGUCGAUCAAGUAACAUCUCAAAGGCAAGCAGUCCCACAACAGGAACAGCUCCCAGGAGCCAGUCACGGCUGUCUGUCUGUCCUUCCACACAGGACAUCUGUCGAUCUGCCACCUUGCAUGAUGCAUCAGAAGAUAAGUUUGAACAUGCAGCCUCUGUCAUGGUGCUGACCCCUUCUAGUAGGGAGUCUGGUAAGAAACAAGUAAAACGAAGGUUUAGGCGGAGAAAAGAGACUGGUGACACUGGUGUGCAUGCAGAAAAGCAAGGAAAGGGCAAAGACUGCAAAUUACACAGUGAGGUUGCAAACUCCAGGUGGAAUGCACUUCACAAGGAGACAUCUGAUUCAUCAUCUUCAGAUGAUAGUCAGUGGGCACAGGCUAGAAGGAGAUCCAGAGAGAAGGUCAAAAUGCCCCGGAGAGAGAGAAGGAGCAGUAGAUCAUGCAGUAACCAGGAUGGGUCCCCAAACAGUAAAGCCAUUGAACUUGUCACUCAUGGGACAACGGGGAAAAAGAAACAAGAGGUGUCUGAUUCUGAUAACCGGACUUUAAAUCACCGAAGAAGAAAGGUGUCAAGGUGUAAAGAAUCUUGCUUUUUGCAGUCUUCAGUGUCCUCUCAGGAGGCAAGGAGUUCCUCAAGAAAAUGUGGAAAAAACAAAGGGAAAAGCUACCACAGAGAUCUGCAGACUUCAUCUUAUCUUAGACCAAACAAAGAUCUCAAGGAAGGCUUUACAGAGGGAGGCUCUGGCAAUCAUGCUCUGGGAGUUCCAGAUAAUGAAGUACCUGUUGUGCCAGGGCCCAGUAUGACUGAUGCUGUUCAGAAACCUUCUGUUUCAUGUGAUUACUGGUCUGAUGAUGUAGAAUCGUGCAGGAUCUGUCACUGUGAGGGAGAUGAUGAAAGCCCCCUCAUCACACCAUGUCGCUGCACAGGAACCCUACGCUUUGUUCAUCAAGCCUGUCUGCACCAAUGGAUCAAGAGCUCAGACACACGCUGUUGUGAACUUUGCAAGUAUGACUUUAUAAUGGAGACCAAGCUCAAACCUCUUCGGAAGUGGGAGAAACUACAGAUGACAACAAGUGAGAGGAGGAAGAUAGUCUGUUCUGUCACAUUCCACAUUAUUGCUAUUACCUGCGUUGUUUGGUCAUUGUAUGUUUUAAUAGAUCGGACAGCUGAGGAAAUUAAGCAAGGCAAUGACAAUGGUGUCCUUGAAUGGCCAUUUUGGACAAAACUGGUUGUGGUGGCCAUUGGGUUCACUGGAGGCCUAGUCUUCAUGUACGUACAGUGUAAAGUCUACGUUCAAUUGUGGCGCAGGUUGAAGGCUUACAAUAGAGUGAUUUUUGUUCAAAACUGCCCAGACACUGCUAAAAAACUGGAAGAGAAGAAUUCUUCAUGCAUUCAGAACUCUGAAAUCAAGGAUGCUGUGGUAGUGCCAGUAUCACAGACAGGUACAAACUCACAGCCAUCAGCUGAAGAAAUGACUUCUGAGGUCAUGCCAGUUUGACAGAGGUGGCAGUCUUUCUUCACUUGAAGAAUAAAGUGUGAGUGUUUUCUACACCACAGCCGCUAAAGAAAGCAGAGAUGAUCAUGCAUACCAAGUAAAACAACACAAACCCUACCCAGGAAAAAAAGAUCCAGCGAAGCAACAUGUGUUACUUUAUGGAAUGUGACCAUUUUGUGAAGUAGUUUCUCAACUAGUCAGCCAGGUAGUGACAGUGGAAGUGUAGAAAGUGCAGUAGACAACAGUUAACAGACAAUGCCAAACAGACAUGACAAGUUGACCUUUUUAAACUGGAUGGCCAGGAAGAUAUUGGAAAGACCUGCUAUUAUUGUUCUGUUUACAGGGAAAAACAAACAAACCCUUUCCACCUGUUUAUUACUACUAAGGGUCUUAUUUGCUAAUUAUCUUCUUAAAAUACACUUCAAAGUAAUACCAUUAAGGUCACUCACGUAAACCCUCAAUCAACAAAGUUAACAGACCUACACCAUGGCACUCCUUUAAGCCUCAAGAAGUUACAUGCUUGUGUGCUAUAUUGGGUGCCUGAAUGUUUUGGUAGUUGUAUGAGUUGAGGAUAGCUGAAGGGUAGUAUUGAUCCAUUUGAAUAUACAUUCACAUUUUUGCAAAAAUAUUCAAGUCAGACUUUGAGUUCUCUAAUUGUCUCAACCCUUUCCUUGGUUCCAUAAAAUACAGAAGUUAUUUAGCCAGAAGGCUUCAGAAAAUUAUUAGAUUUUCCUGUCUGGAACAGGACCUCUGUUGCAGUACUUUAAAAAGUAAGUAAAAGAAACAUGAAUUCUCUGUUAUAUAAGCAUACUGGAUAUAGAAAGCUUUGUUCCAAAAUGGUAAAAGAUUAAGCAUAAACAUAAGUAUUACAGGUGGAAGCAUGCAAUCCACUCCAAAAGAACUUGACAUUGAAUUAUAUGUCUGAAGACUUGGGGAGAUAGAGGGAAGUAGUGGGAAUUUUAAACAUAAGGCUUUAUUUUUUAGAGUUUGUGAUACAGCAAUUAAGGUAGUCACAAGCAAGCAUACCUAGUCUUAAAAUGUUGCUGGUAUCUCCUUGCUCUGAUUUGGUUGAAAAAGUUAUCAGUGGAUUCUUUUAUAUGGGUAAGAUUGAGCUAUUAGCAAUUCAACAGUUCAGUUGUUACUUUUGUGUUUUGAGCAUUCUCAUGUUAAGUGAAGUGUGAAUAACAUUAACAGGUGCAAUAGAUAAAUGAAUGUAGAUAUAAUAAUGUGUCCAACAGAGUGAGUUAUAUAAAGAGAAGACUUUUGUGAUUUACUUCCAAUCUCUGUGGUGUUUAUUACUGGGACAGGAGAGGCAAGCUGGUGAGAAAUACGUGUGCAUUGAUUUGGGUAAGUCUGGGACAACACUUGAUAGCAGCUAGGGCUCCUUUUGAGCUUGUAUUACGAAAUUGACCUGGGGAGGGGGAUGGAAAGAACAAACACAUUCUUUCGAAGAGGUAGAAGACAAAUGUCUGUUGUAUUCAAAUGUCUGAGGUACUGAUAUUGGUGUGCUAAUUUUCUCCUUCUUUACUUCAAUGAAGUUUGGACAGGAUACAGUUUCAUAUCAAACUGCAAAGGUAUAAAGGCACUUUUAGAACAUUUCAUUCUGUUAUGUUUUUACACUUUAAGUUUGGAAUAAUAACCUUAAAGUAAAUAACAGCCAGGAGGAAACUGGUUUAUUCUUUAAAUAUUUAUUAAUGGGGACUACAUAAUUGAUUGUUCUAAAAUUUGUGUUCCCAAGGUAAUUAUUAUCAGAUUUUUUGGAAUUAAACUACAUUUUAUAAUUUUAAACCCCCAAACCCUGUUUCAUGCAAGAUGCUUAAAUCUAGAAUCCCAGCACAAGAUGCCAUUACCUCUUGUAUUCAAGCACAUGAUUUUUCCCUCUUUAGCCUAUUUGUUCCUUGGUUUGUAACAUUGCAAAGGGAAAAAAUCUUUAACAAAAACUACCCUCAAUGAAAUAUAUAUCUGAACAAUGGGAUGAAGAGGGAAAACAUAACAUUUAGUCAGACCAAAAGACCAUUAGAGUAAGAUUAACAUGGACUAUAGUUGGGCUUAAAUAAGGGCUUUGAUUCCUUAGAAUAGGGGUGCUCAACUUGGGCUCACGGGACAAAUAUGAGCCAUAGGGAUUCCAUGGAUCAGAAAACUUCGCAGCAGGGGAUGGGGGAAGCUCUGCGAGGCUGGCUCCAGCCUUACUUAGGCCAUUGAAACAAAGGAGUAUCAGGGCCAGGCCCUAUCCCUGAACGUCCAGAUUGGUCCAUAUUCCUCCCCUUCCAACCCUCCCAUGCCCUGAUCAGGGCAAUUCCAUGCCACCCUUCCACCCAGCAUACACAUCAGUGCUGCCCACCUCUUCUCCGCGUGUCCAGAUUGGGGCCGCUCUGUUUCCCUACCCCCUGAUACAUCAGGAUUGGGGCUGCCCUGCCCUGCCCGCCCCCCCAUGUCCAGAUCAGGACCACUUCACCCCCACCCUGGCCAGAUGGAUCAAGGUCAUGCUGCAGAACCUCUGCAGCUGGAUUGGGGCCAAUUGGCUGGAUGCAACCCACAGAGGGACCAGGCACUGCCCAUUUGGCCUGCAGGGCAAGAUGGUUGGGCACCACUGCCUUAGAAUGUUAUUGUAAAUGCUUUUUCUCCUUGUCCUCUCUCAUAGGAGGUUGAUUUGUGAUAGCUUGUGAAGACUUAGUGGUAGGCAGAAAGACACAUUUGCACUGUAUGAUAAGUCUUGCCUCCAAGAAAAAAAUAUGCAUAGUAGGCAAUACCUCAUUCAAUUCUUUGUCAUUUAUGGAAUUUAAUGGUCUGUAUUAAUCCAAUUACUUUAGUUUACCAGAGGCUUCUUUGUGCUGGCAACACAAAAGGAACACAUUUUUUUUUGUUGGAAAAAUAGAAGUCUAGUACUUUUUUUUUCCUUUUUUAAUGACAUGAAGUAAUGGUAUUGCAAGUAGAAGUUAAAGAUCAGGGAACACUGACAGACAUAAAUAGUCUUUCCACAGUGGACAGCAGUAAGUACCCAAAUCAGGUAAAACUUCAUCUUGGCAUGGUUAAGAAUUACAGGACCAAACCCUGGGACAGAUAUCCACCAUGACCUGCCCUUUCCUAGAUAUACUUAGUUCCAUUAAACUGCAUUAAUUUGGAAUGAAGUUCUGCCUCCUGGCUUGAGCAACACUCCUAAUUAAUUUGGGUGAAAGUUAUGCUUUAACAAAGGCUGCAGAACUACUAUACUAAUGAGCAAUUUUGGAAUAUCAACAAGAUGCUUCUGUUCUGUGUUAAACAUGUACCUCCUCUUUACUGGUUUCUUAAAAUGUUGCCAUUACAGGAAUGAAUUAUUUCAAUGAUUGAUUUAAAAAUUGGUAGCAACACUGAACCAUUUAUUUUUAUGCUAGCAUUAUGAAGAUUCUUAAGAAAUCCAAUGAUGCCAUGUCAUAUAUUGCUAUGCUUAAAAGACAGUAUUUAUUUUUCUGGCCUGCAGAAAGCAAGUUUCCUAUCACCAGGACUAGCUCUUUCUAAUUCUAAACAUUACAGUGAAAUGUAAUAUGGGAUGGAAAUAUUUUACUGUGUGUAAUAUUGGAUCAAGUUUGUGUUGUUUGUUUUAUCCUCUUCUCUUUUGCAAAAUAAAAAAGAUGAAUUUUUGGGUGAA